Molecule: messenger RNA, 924 nt
Organism: Loa loa (African eye worm)
Lineage: Eukaryota; Metazoa; Nematoda; Chromadorea; Rhabditida; Onchocercidae
Exons: 2
Coding region: 1-924 (307 amino acids)
Source: RefSeq, a predicted model, not a curated record
AUGGAGAAAAGAAUCAUUUUCCUCAUCAUCAUUACGUGCUCAUCUUUUGCGAAGGGAACAACUACAGGAAGUAAAACAACAGAAAAAGUUUUUUCUCCAACAAUUUCUACAAAAACAACAACCUUUUCCACACCACUUCCAACAAUCCCAACAACAACAUCCUCUUUUUCAACAAUAAACAUUUCUACAUCAACUUCAGCAGUUCCUCCUGCAAUAGACUUUUUUAGAAUAAAUUCAACAACACCUUUUUCUCCAACAAUUUUCCGCACAACAACAACUUUUUUGACAUCAACUUCCUCAACAACUACGACUUCUUUAACCACAUCUAUAGCAGAAGAAAUUCUAAUAACUAGGAAGCCAAAACCCCAAGAUACGAGAAAAACUCAACAACUUCUCUUACAACUACAACUUCUCAAACAACAACAAAAGCAUCUCCAACAACUUCAACAACAUCCACUAUUACAACAACUACAAAAAUUACAACAAAAACAACCAUUUCUUCAACAGCUUCUACAGCAACAGCAUCAAAAGCAGAGCAGAGUAAUUCUAGAAUGUGUUCUUCAACAGCUGCAGUUUAUCCUUCAGCAACUUCUUUUACUACUACAAAUUCUUCAACAGCUACAGCAACAACUACCUUUGCAACAACAAAGGCCUAUUGUUGAGCAACUUUUACAGCAACAACAAGUUUCCCUCCAACAAACACAAAACCAGCUACUACCUAUUCUCCAAGAACAACAGCUUGUUCUUCAACAACAAAUACAACAACAUCUUCAGCAAGUUCAAGAUCAACAGCAUCCUAAGCAAAUCCAACAGCUUAGUCAACAACUUCAGCAACAACUAUGUAACUCCUUCAACAACAGUUUGGUCUCAUCAGGUUGUGAAAUAACAAAAUAUAACUGUUCAGCUAAUGCUUCAACAACCUAA